AUGACUAAGGUUAACACCUCAUUUAUUGAGGAGUGCGAAAGCGCUCCCCGUUUGACCAACCUGGCCAAUUUCUUUUCCUCCACUGCUGCCGGUCGCUCGAACAGGCCCGUGAAGAAAAUACAGGCAGAUAAACGAUUGCUGCUUGCCGAUGAACAGAUGGACAGAGUAGUCGAUCUCUUCGCACAGCGUGGAGGACCCUUUGAUCAACACUACUUUGGCAGCAUUCCCUAUAGACUCGAGGACGACUGCAGACUCACAUAUGCCAUCCUCCAGUACACUCAAACAAAACCAGGAUCGCUCAAUCUGUAUACCCUGGGAAGUGCCGAGGGCACCAUGGCCCGUGUACUUGGGGAGCUGGCAGAUGGGCGCAUUGAAGGUCUAGCAUGUAGUCCGACUGUUGAGAAUCAUCAAGCCUUUCUUGCUCACGGAGAUCCUCCGAAUGCUUCAUUUUUCGUUGGCCCGUUUCAUCAUCUCACUAAAGAGGUGAUGCAAACCCGUGAUGACUUGAGAAAAUUCACUGCUGGCUUUGAUAUCAUUCUGGAAGACACCACCUUUCAGAUGUACUCAGCGAAUCGAAUGGAUCAGAUUGAAUUCGUAUCGCAGCAUCUGAAGGAGAAUGGUUUAUUUCUUUUCCUAGAAAAGUUCAGACACCCGGACGAGGAGGAAUACCAGCGGCGCGAGCAGCAGAAAGAUUAUGGUUACAAGAGUCGCUAUUUUAGUCGCGAUGCUGUCCUGGCAAAGAGCAAAGAGGUUCUCACAUCCAUGAAUCCGAACGAGGUGAUGCUCGAAGAUAUGGCCAAAACCAUUCGCUCUUUCUUCAGUCACUGCUACAUGAUCUGGAACAGUGGCAAUUUUUACACUCUUAUUGCAAGCAAUAGCCUGCCCAACCUCAACUCCUUCAUGGCCGGUCUAAUUGAACCCGCUAUUCCUGGCGAGUUCGUGUAUGAUAAAAUCCCUCAAUCUCUGUUUAACGAUCACGGUUCAAAGAUGCGGGCCUUAAUAUAG
Molecule: messenger RNA, 1005 nt
Organism: Penicillium macrosclerotiorum
Lineage: Eukaryota; Fungi; Ascomycota; Eurotiomycetes; Eurotiales; Aspergillaceae
Product: class I SAM-dependent methyltransferase
Exons: 1
Coding region: 1-1005 (334 amino acids)
Source: RefSeq, a predicted model, not a curated record